Messenger RNA from Folsomia candida, 1586 nucleotides. Its product is annotated as SWI/SNF-related matrix-associated actin-dependent regulator of chromatin subfamily B member 1. Gene Ontology annotation, molecular function: transcription coregulator activity. Gene Ontology annotation, cellular component: nucleus; nuclear chromosome. The record is from RefSeq and is a predicted model, not a curated record. Bases 132 to 1244 code for a protein of 370 amino acids. Gene Ontology annotation, biological process: regulation of transcription by RNA polymerase II; chromatin remodeling. Lineage: Eukaryota; Metazoa; Arthropoda; Collembola; Entomobryomorpha; Isotomidae. The transcript has 8 exons.
CCUGCAUACAUAAAUCCAUCGAUCGAUAUUUCUUGUUAUGGGAAGGAGCAACUGAAAAUCACCGCAAUUGUUGAUUGUAUAAUUGUAGUAGUUUGUAAAUUAAUUACAUUCUUGAAGAAACGUUAUUCGUCAUGUCGCCACAAACUUAUGGCGUCAAACCUGCCAGUUUUCAGUUAGAAGAGGGUGGCGAAUUCUAUUGUAUUGGAUCAGAAGUCGGAAAUUUUUUGCGCCUCUUUCGUGGAGCGUUUUACAAAAAGUAUCCAGGUCUGAGUCGUCGAAUGGUGACAAAUGAAGAAAGGAAAAAGUUGGCUGAAUUGGGAUUGAAUCAGCAUUGUGUCGCAUCCAGCAUAUCUCUCAUCAGAGCGUGCGAAGUUGACGAAAUUCUGGACGGGAAUGAUGAACAAUAUAAGGCGGUCUCGGUUCUGGCUGUGGAACAACAAGCUUUAAGGGAUGAACGACAAAAGAAGCCGACACAAUUGGUCCCUUCAUUGCCAAUUAGCUCUCAUUUGGACGCUGUACCCCAAGCAACUCAAAUUUGUAGAUCUAGAAUCAAUCAUAAACGAGUUAGGACCUUUCCUACAUGCUUUGACGACACUGAUCCUUCUGCGAUCAAGGAGAACGCUCUGCAACCUGAAGUAUUAGUCCCGAUUCGUCUGGAUAUGGAAAUUGAAGGGCAAAAGUUGAGGGAUACGUUUACAUGGAAUAAGAACGAAAUGCUGGUCACGCCAGAGCAAUUUGCACAAGUUCUUUGUGAUGAUUUGAACUUGAAUCCUACCACAUUCAUCCCAGCUAUAGCUCAGUCUAUUCGUCAACAAGUCGAUGCUUUCCCGACCGACAAUUUAUUGGAAGACCAGAGUGAUCAAAGGGUCAUUAUAAAGCUCAACAUUCAUGUCGGUAACACCGGCCUUACCGACCAGAUUGAAUGGGAUAUGGGGGAAAAAGAAAAUAGUCCGGAGAAGUUUGCCAAGCGACUCUGCGCCGAGCUCGACCUGGGCGGAGAGUUUGUUACGGCAAUUGCUUAUUCCAUUAGAGGUCAAAUCUCGUGGCAUCAGAGGACUUACGCCUUUAGUGAAGCUCCCCUACAAACUGUGGAAGCUCCGUUUCGCCAGCCAGGAGAAGUAGAUGCAUGGGCACCUUUUCUGGAAACGCUGACUGAACAAGAAAUUGAAAAGAAGAUUCGUGACCAGGACAGAAAUACGAGACGAAUGAGACGUUUGGUUAAUACAACCCCAAUGGGAUGGUAAACUCUAAAAAACGCUCUCCAGUUUUGAAUCUCUUCUUCUGAUCUGUUAACCUGACAUUUAUAGAUAUUUACAUAAUGUUUUAUAAUAAGUUGUACAACACUAUUGCCAUCAUAAAAUCUUUACGAAUUUUUUACUUAGGUAUAGUCUGAGUCAUUCAUUGACUGAAAUUUUGUAAACACUCAAUGUUUAUAAGUAUUUUAACCUUACAAAUUAUUGUUUUAAUCUUAUUGUUAGUAGCAUGUUUUGUUUUACUUUCGUAUAAAACAUUAUAGAAAUGUAUAUAGACAAUUUCUUGUACGACAUCUGAAUAAACUCUUUCCUAUAGCUUGAGUUACUAAAAAA